AGUGGAAUUUGUGUUUGAUUAUUGUUUUUGUAAAUAUAGUAUGAUAAUUGAAAUACUAUGUUACAAAUUAUUAGUUGAAUAUCUGAAUUAUAUGUAAUGGAGUGAAAUAAUCUAGAAAGAUGAAGAAAGAACGUACUGGCGAUAAUUGCCGCCCUUUUAAAUUAGCUCAUCAGAUUUUGAGCUUAACAGGAAUAAGUUUUGAAAGAAGAAGCGUUAUAGGCUUUGUGGAACUUACAAUCGUACCAUUAAAAGACAACUUAAGAAUCAUUCGCCUGAAUGCUAAACAGUGUCGAAUCUACAGAGUGUGUCUGAAUGAUCAAUAUGAAGCAAACUUUCAGUAUUUUGAUCCCUUUCUGGAUAUUUGUCAGAACGACCCUAACACGAGAUCAUUGGAGGUUUUCUCACAAUACCACUUGUCUGCUGCCCAAAAGAUAGAUCCUGAUCAUAAUUCUGGAGAGCUGCAUAUCCAAGUUCCUGAUGAAGCGGCUCAUUUAGUUGGUGAAGGCAGAGGCCUCAGGAUUGGUAUUGAAUUUUCAUUGGAGUCACCACAGGGAGGAAUGCAUUUUGUGGUACCAGAAGGAGAGGGUACUUUAGUAGAGAAAUCAGCCCACAUGUUCACCUACAGUCAUUCAGCAAGGCUCUGGUUUCCGUGUGUGGACAGCUUUGCGGAACCAUGCACUUGGAAGUUGGAGUUCACGGUGGACGAGAGUCUCACUGCGGUGUCGUGUGGAGAGUUGCUUGAUGUUGUGUACACACCGGACCAUAGACGGAAGACGUUCCACUAUGUGGUUAAUACACCGGCGUGUGCUCCUAAUAUUGCAUUGGCUAUCGGACCAUUUGAAACCUUUGUUGAUCCAUUCAUGAAUGAAGUGACCCAUUACUGUUUGCCACAUUUAAUACAAAUAUUAAAGAACACAGUGCGUUACCUGCAUGAGGCUUUUGAGUUCUAUGAAGAAACACUUUCAACGAGAUAUCCAUAUCCAUGCUAUAAACAAGUUUUUGUGGAUGAGACAGAAGACGACGCCACAGCAUACACGACCAUGUCCAUACUCAGCACACACUUACUCCAUUCUAUAGCUAUAAUAGACCAGACAUACAUCAGCCGAAAGGCCAUGGCUCAAGCAGUAGCAGAGCAAUUCUUUGGCUGCUUUAUUACUAUGCAGAACUGGUCAGACUUGUGGUUGGCCAAAGGCAUACCAGACUAUCUGUGUGGACUGUACUCUAAGAAGUGCUUUGGCAAUAAUGAAUAUAGAUAUUUGAUACACCAGGAAUUGCAAGAUGUUGUACAAUAUGAAGAACAAUACGGUGGCAUUGUACUGGACCCUUGGCAGCCGCCAGCCAGCGGAGCAAGGGUUGAGGCCAAAGAUGUCUUCUACUUCCCAGUUAGAAACGUGCACACUAUGUCGCCUAAAUAUAUUGAAGUAAUGCGUAAAAAGUCUCAUCUAGUACUUCGCAUGUUGGAACAAAGAAUAGGUCAAGAACUGCUACUCCAAGUUUUCAACAAGCAACUAUCUUUAGCUACAAAUGCCGCGAAUACCAAAAUCGGGAGUGGUCUUUGGGGCCACUUAUUGCUAUCCACGAAUUUAUUCGUAAAAGCGAUUUUUACAGUUACUGGCAAAGAUAUGGCAGUUUUUGUUGAUCAGUGGGUCCGAACUGGUGGUCACGCUAAGUUUCAGUUGACAUCUGUUUUUAAUAGAAAAAGAAAUACAGUUGAGCUCGAAAUCCGCCAAGACUGCGUACACGAGCGCGGCAUACGCAAAUAUGUCGGUCCUUUAUUGGUACAGUUGCAAGAAUUGGAUGGAACAUUCAAACAUACGUUGCAAAUAGAGAACACAGUGGUAAAAGCAGAUAUCACGUGUCAUAGUAAGAGUAGAAGGAAUAAGAAGAAGAAGAUUCCUCUUUGUACUGGGGAGGAGGUGGAUAUGGACCUAUCAGCUAUGGACGAUUCGCCAGUACUUUGGAUCCGUUUGGACCCAGAAAUGUCGCUUCUACGCAGUACGGUGAUCUCCCAACCGGACUACCAGUGGCAGUAUCAGUUACGUCAUGAGCGUGACGUCACAGCUCAAAGUGAGGCUAUAGACGCGCUACAUAAUUACCCAGAACCAGCUACUAGAAUGGCCCUAACUGAUACUAUAGAGAAUGAACAGACGUAUUACAAGAUCAGGUGCAGGGCUGCGCAUUGUUUGACUAAGGUAGCAAAUGCGAUGAUAAGUACAUGGGCGGGUCCACCAGCGAUGUUAACAAUAUUCCGCAAAAUGUUUGGUUCGUUCUCAGCGCCACAUAUUAUUAAACAAAAUAACUUCGACAAUUUACAACAUUACUUCCUGCAAAAGACUAUUCCAGUUGCUAUGGCUGGUUUAAGAAACAUCCACGGUAUAUGUCCACCAGAAGUGGUCCGGUUCCUUCUGGACCUGUUCAAAUAUAAUGACAACUCAAAGAACCAUUUCUCAGACAAUUAUUAUAGAGCUGCGCUAGUUGACGCACUGGCGGCAACUAUAACACCAGUUAUUUCUGUUUUGCAACCGGGUGCUCCAAUAACAGCAGAUUCAUUAUCAGCAGACACAAAAUUAGUGCUAGAAGAAAUAACAAGAGUGCUGAACUUGGAAAAAGUGUUGCCAUGCUACAAGAAUACGGUUACUGUUAGUUGCUUACGGGCUAUAAGGCGUUUGCAACAGUGUGGCCACUUGCCAAGCAUUCCCACUGUUUUCAGAGCUUAUGCGCAGUAUGGCCAGUAUAUUGACGUGCGUCUAGCGGCGUUCGAGUGCCUGGUGGACUUCGUGCGCGUGGACGGCAAGCCGGAGGACCUGUCGAGCCUGCUCACCGCCGUGGAGAGCGACCCCGAGCCGGGCGUGCGGCACGGGCUCGCGCGGCUGCUCGUCGCCAUGCCGCCCUUCGAGCGCGCGCAGCGGCACCGCCUGGACGCCGAGGCGGUGGUGCACAGGCUAUGGAACAACAUGAACUGCCACCUGUCAAACGAUGCAAGACUGAGGUGCGAUCUCGUUGACUUAUAUUACACGUUAUACGGCCUCAAGCGACCGAUAUGUGUGCCUCUACCAGAAAUACAAGCUAUGAUGAAACAGAUGCACAGCAAAGAGAGAGAGAGGGUGGAGAAGGAGAGAGAGAGAAUAGAGAGGGAGAAAGAGAGACAGAAGGAGUUGUUGGAGAUGAAGCCAGUUAUUAAGCAGGAGAUUGAUGAGACAAUAGUCAAGCGCGAGCCGGACCUCAUGGACACAGUGCCACCACGUCUAGAUCUACCAAGGGAUGAUAAUCUCCCUGUACCACUAUCCAGCAUCAAGGAGGAAGAUGAUAAAAACGUUGAUAUCAUCUCCGUACAUGAUGUGCCUAUAGGAAAUUAUGGGGAUGAUUCAAAACGUGAGUUUAUAUCCGACAACGCGGCGCCCUUACCAGGUAUUCCGGGAUCUUCUGGACCAAUCGGCUUCGAACCGGGCAUGUUCAGACAUGAUAAUAAGGAUGAAUUGGGAGCACCUAAGGCUAAAAAGAAGAAGAAGGACAAAAAGAAGCACAAACACAAGCACAAACAUAAACACAGCAGCAAGGAGAAGUCAAAAGAGCAUAAAGACAAGUUAGUACGCCCGCCAUCGAGUACAGAGCAUUUGAGAAUCCGGGAGGAGACGCGGGAAACUCUUAGUUCAUUCAGCUCGAGUCAAAGCCCGUCUGAAGAUGUCUCCAGUAUGCCGACUAAUAUGAGUUUCUAAGUUAAUUAAGAACAGUAUCUAAGUUUAUUAACAGAUUUAUAAGUGAUUAUUAAAUAAAUAUAAGAGAAAAAUGA
Colias croceus (clouded yellow) is the source of this 3790-nucleotide messenger RNA. RefSeq names its product transcription initiation factor TFIID subunit 2 (gene Taf2). Gene Ontology annotation, molecular function: zinc ion binding; RNA polymerase II general transcription initiation factor activity; chromatin binding. Bases 120 to 3716 code for a protein of 1198 amino acids. Gene Ontology annotation, cellular component: transcription factor TFIID complex. Gene Ontology annotation, biological process: transcription initiation at RNA polymerase II promoter. NCBI's taxonomy places the organism in Eukaryota, Metazoa, Arthropoda, Insecta, Lepidoptera, Pieridae. The transcript has 19 exons. The record is from RefSeq and is a predicted model, not a curated record.